UGUGUGUAUAUAUGGUGAUUUAUUAUCAUUUAUAAAAAGCCAUUAAGAGCAUAAAAUAUACUCCGAAUAAAAACCAAAGUGGCUGACAAAUUAAUAUUCCACCAUAUGGAUUUUGGAUGCCUCCACAAAGUAGUUUAGAAUUUAUAAUAAAGUUAAGGCAUAGAUCAUAUACAAAAAAAGUUCUUUGUAAAAACUAUAAAACCAACAAAAAAAAAAAACUAAAAAACCAACAAUUUAAUGAUAUUAUAUAACUCUUAAAGACAAAUGUCGGUGCACCGAUAUAUUUACACAAAUGCCCUCCUUGCAAAUUACAAUCAUCUCCCUGUUGCUGGUCACUGGUGGUUGUUGCUCUCUCAUCCUUCGAUCGAAAGCAGCAGAAGAAAUCUCGAUUAUUCUCAAGUUCUCUAUCAGAAUUAACCAGGAUUACAAACACCGGCGGUUUCAUCCACCAGAGUUAUCAAUACUCGAAGUUUUGUGAAAAGCAGAAUCUGUAAGUCGGUGGACGGUCAUAUUCAUUCAUAUACGAACGAGUUUUAUCUUGAGUUGCAACAAACAAACAAAGAAACUACUACGCUAAGAGCAGUCAGUCAAGCAGAAGAUCUUCUUCUCUCUCAAUCCCCGGUGGUUUACGAUGGCAGCCGGCGACGUUCAUAGAUCAGUGAAGCUUCCGAUUCCGGGCAAAAGAAACAUACUCAUUACGAGUGCCCUGCCUUACGUCAACAACGUUCCUCACCUUGGAAACAUCAUCGGCUGUGUGUUGAGUGCGGAUGUGUUUGCACGUUAUUGUCGAUUGAGGGGGUACAACGCGAUAUACAUGUGUGGAACUGACGAGUAUGGAACGGCCACCGAGACCAAAGCUUUGGAAGAGAAUUGCACUCCCAAAGAGAUAUGCGAUAAAUAUCACGCAAUUCACAGAGACGUCUAUAAAUGGUUUAACAUAAGUUUUGAUGAAUUUGGACGAACUUCAACCCCGCAACAAACACAAGUUUGCCAAUCAAUCUUUAAAAAGUUAAUGGAGAACAAUUGUCUAUCCGAAGACACAAUGCAGCAGGUACAGUACAAAUUCAGUAAACGAAAAUGUCUUGAUAACCGGAAUGAUGGUUCCCGGCAAAUAUUUAAAUGUAAUUAUGAUUCUGCACGAGGAGAUCAAUGUGAAAAAUGUGGCAAACUAUUAAAUCCAACAGAGCUUGUUAAUCCUAGAUGCAAGGUCUGUGCAAACAGUCCACAUAUCCGUGCGACAAAUCACCUGUUUCUUGACCUCCCGUCGUUGGAGGGUAAACUGAGGGAUUACAUCAGCAGCAUGUCAGUGGUUGGAUCUUGGAGUCAAAAUGCUAUUCAAGCUACAAACGCAUGGCUUAAUGAAGGACUAAAGCAACGAUGUAUUACUAGAGAUUUAAAGUGGGGUGUUCCCGUCCCUCAUGAGAGGUUUAAAGACAAAGUUUUCUAUGUAUGGUUUGAUGCACCGAUUGGAUAUGUCUCAAUCACUUCGAGUUACACACAUGAGUGGGAGCAGUGGUGGAAGAAUCCUAAAAAUGUGGAUCUGUAUCAGUUUAUGGGCAAGGAUAAUGUGCCCUUUCACACAGUCAUGUUCCCCUCUACGCUUCUUGGGACUGAUGAAAACUGGACUUUGAUGAAGAAUAUCAGUGUUACAGAGUACCUAAACUAUGAAACAGGUAAGUUUUCAAAGAGCAAGGGUGUUGGAGUUUUUGGUAAUGACGCAAAGGAUACAAAUAUUCCUGUAGAAGUAUGGCGAUACUAUUUGCUUAUUAACAGGCCAGAGGUGUCAGACACAUUAUUCACAUGGGCAGAUUUGCAGGCAAAGCUAAAUAGCGAAUUGCUAAAUAAUCUAGGCAAUUUCAUCAAUCGUGUCUUGAGCUUUAUAGCUAAAGAUCCAGGAUCAGGUUACAAUUCAAUCAUUCCUGAUGUUGCUGGUGCUGAAACACAUCUUUUAUCGAAGACUUUUGGAGAUAGAAUUGGUACUUGUGUGGAGCAAUAUGUGGAGGCCAUGGAGAAGGUCAAACUAAAGCAAGGACUGAAAAUUGCAAUGACUAUCUCUGGUGAAGGAAAUGCAUAUUUACAAGAAAGUCAAUUUUGGAAGCUUUACAAGGAAGAUAAAUCAUCAUGUUCCAUAGUCAUGAAAACUUCAGUGGGAGUAGUUUAUCUUCUUGCUUGCCUCCUCGAGCCUUUUAUGCCAUCAUUUUCCGUUGAGGUACUCAAGCAGCUUUCGUUGCCCCUUCAACUUUCUCUCUCUGAUGAGAAAGGAGAUGUCGAGAAGGCUAAAAGACCAUGGGAGAUGGUACCUGCUGGCCACAGAAUUGGGACCCCUGCACCAUUAUUUAAAGAACUGAAAGAUGAAGAGGUGGAAUUCUUUAGGACAAAGUUUGCUGGUAGUCAAGCAGACCGAGCCGUCAAGGCAGAAGCCGAAGCAAAUAAAAUUGCUCAACAGCUGAAGAACUCGAAAGUUUCAGAUAAAAGUUGAAAGAAGGAAAAUGUGGCUAAAUCUAAGGUUGAGCUAGCUGUACAAGAAAUUACCAUCAACCGAUUUGAUAUCCAUGUUGGAUUAAUCAAAAAAGUUGAAAAGCAUCCUAAAGCUGAUUCUUUAUAUGUGUACCGGAAUAACUUAAAAGUACAAAAGUUUCUAUCAUGUGACUUCAACGCGGGCGUUGGGGCUUUAACGAACUAAAUCCUAAAAGGGUGU
Molecule: messenger RNA, 2698 nt
Organism: Helianthus annuus (common sunflower)
Lineage: Eukaryota; Viridiplantae; Streptophyta; Magnoliopsida; Asterales; Asteraceae
Product: probable methionine--tRNA ligase
Biological process (GO): methionyl-tRNA aminoacylation
Cellular component (GO): aminoacyl-tRNA synthetase multienzyme complex; cytosol
Molecular function (GO): ATP binding; methionine-tRNA ligase activity
Source: RefSeq, a predicted model, not a curated record